AAUAAGAAGGGAACCCAGAGACAGAGAGACUCAGAGUCGAAAGACACUCAUCCAGCCCUGCAAUGCCCAGUAGUACCCCAAGCACCAACGGAAUCAUGCCUGAAGUAAAGAAAGCAGGAAGAAAAGGAUCAAGAGCAGAAGCAAAUCCUGCAGAAAAGGCGCCACCAUAUGACCCCAACAUCACUGAACCCAAUACUAGAGCUGAGCUGAUGAAAUACUGGAUAAAUCUCUCUCUGGAUGACAGAACUGCUCAGAAAAUGUUGUGGCUCUCAGAAGGUGGAGCCAAAGUGUCACGUAUGUCAGAGGAAGUGUGUCCUGUUCUAGACAGGCCAGAGAGAUAUGAACAUUCACCACAGGUGCUGUGUAAGGAGGGUCUUCUGGGCAGUCGUGGGUACUGGGAGGUGGACUGCGAGGGCUGGGUGGUGGUUGGGGUGGCAUGUGAAAGCGCAGGGCGGAAAGCUAAGGAUGGCCCAUGUGGGCUGGGAGAGAAUGACCUGUCAUGGGGUGUGGGCUGGGCUGGAUCCUGCUACCACGUCUGGCAGAACGGAGAGAACAUCGAAUUCCAGGCUCCCCUCUGUCCCACCAUCGGCAUCUACGCUGACCAGCCAGCUGGCAUCAUUACGUUUUUCAUGGUCGAAGAUGGAGAGAACGGCUCAAAGGAGGUCAGACUGAUUCAUCGGUUUGCAACCAGUUUCAAGGAGAAGCUCUUCCCUGGUUUCUGGGUGGGCAGGAACUCCUACUGCUGGAUCCGAAAGCAGGAUCAGUCAAUGAGAUCCAAAUCAACAUAAAUGAUACUAAAACUUGCAUUCUAAACCUGAAUCUGCCUGUAAGUAAGCACUAGGUUGCUGCAAAAUGUAGUGUUUUAGUAUUUUAACCAGCAACUGAAUUGGUGUAGCAUUAAUCUUUAUACUAAUUAUUUUGAAUAGUCACGGUAUUCAUUUUAUAUUCCAUGUGAUGGCAAAUACAGAUACUGUAGGAAAUAUUUAUCUCUGUAAUCUAAUAAACUAGUUCAAAAUAAUAAUGAUGUGCAAUAUAUGAGUGGUGUGUUGUGUUUUUAUUGCUGACAUGUCUUUAAAAGCAAGUAAAGGUCUUGGGGGAUAAUCAAGGGGUCAGUGUUUAUCUGGUUAGUGUGACCCAGUUCACAAAGCUUUUCUCUACUGACAGACAUUCAAAAGUACUUUUUUUGCAAAAUGUUACACCAUUGAACAAUUCUCUGAGGGCCUUUGAAAGCAUCUGUACAGAUUUUACUUUCUC
Molecule: messenger RNA, 1254 nt
Organism: Sinocyclocheilus grahami
Lineage: Eukaryota; Metazoa; Chordata; Actinopteri; Cypriniformes; Cyprinidae
Product: tripartite motif-containing protein 16-like protein
Exons: 5
Coding region: 63-788 (241 amino acids)
Molecular function (GO): protein binding
Source: RefSeq, a predicted model, not a curated record